Messenger RNA from Bubalus bubalis (water buffalo), 1599 nucleotides. RefSeq names its product SPO11 initiator of meiotic double stranded breaks (gene SPO11). Gene Ontology annotation, molecular function: DNA binding; DNA topoisomerase type II (double strand cut, ATP-hydrolyzing) activity; ATP binding. Lineage: Eukaryota; Metazoa; Chordata; Mammalia; Artiodactyla; Bovidae. The record is from RefSeq and is a predicted model, not a curated record. Bases 7 to 1194 code for a protein of 395 amino acids. The transcript has 13 exons. Gene Ontology annotation, biological process: reciprocal meiotic recombination; meiotic DNA double-strand break processing; meiotic DNA double-strand break formation. Gene Ontology annotation, cellular component: nuclear chromosome.
GUCCUUAUGGCCUUUACGCCCAGGGGCCCUGAGGCCUCGUUUUUUGAUGUUUUGGACCGGCACAGGGCUUCUCUACUGGCCGCCCUGAGGAGAGGCGGCGAGGAGCCCGCGGGCGGGGGUUUGCGCUUGGCUUCCAGUUCUGAGGUUCUUUCAUCUAUAGAAAAAAUUAUCCAAGACAUAGUCACAAGCUUGGCAAGAAAUGAAGCGCCUGCAUUCACAAUAGACAACAGAUCAAGCUGGGAAAAUAUAAAGUUUGAAGAUUCUGUGGGUCUUCACAUGGUAUCUCAUUGUACCACAAGAAAAAUCAAAAGUGAUUCACCAAAAUCAGUUAAAAAUUUUGCACUAAUUCUUAAAAUAUUUUCCAUGAUUUAUAAAUUAGUACAGAGCAAUACUUAUGCAACCAAAAGAGACAUUUAUUACACUGACAGCCAACUCUUUGGUAACCAGACUGUUGUGGACAAUAUUAUUAAUGAUAUUUCCUGUAUGUUAAAAGUGCCGAGGAGGAGUCUGCAUAUUCUGUCUACAUCAAAAGGUUUAAUUGCUGGCGAUUUAAAGUACCUCGAGGAAGAUGGCACCAAGGUGAACUGCACGCGUGCAACAGCUGUUGCUGUGCCAUCUAAUAUUCAAGGAAUUCAGAAUUUAAUUACAGAUGCGAAAUUUCUACUAAUUGUAGAAAAAGAUGCAACAUUUCAGCGCCUCCUGGAUGACAACUUUUGCAACAAAAUGUCUCCAUGCAUCAUGGUUACGGGAAAGGGGGUACCUGAUCUGAACACAAGACUUCUAGUCAAGAAGUUGUGGGAUACAUUUCACAUUCCUGUUUUUACUCUGGUAGAUGCUGAUCCACAUGGCAUAGAGAUAAUGUGUAUCUAUAAGUACGGAUCUAUGGCUAUGUCUUUUGAAGCCCAUAAUCUCACAGUUCCAGCUAUUAGAUGGCUUGGUCUCCUCCCUUCUGAUAUCAAAAGAUUAAAUAUACCCAGAGGUACUUUAAUUCCACUGACAAAACGGGACCAGAUGAAACUUGACAGCAUCCUAAAGAGACCUUAUAUUACUUGCCAACCAUUUUGGAGAAAAGAAAUGGAAAUAAUGGCAGACUCUAAAAUGAAGGCAGAAAUUCAAGCUUUGACCUUCCUAUCAUCAGACUAUCUUUCCAGAGUGUACUUACCUAACAAAUUAAAAUUUGGUGGGUGGAUAUAAAAAUAUGUCAGAAUAUAUCUUGUGAUCACAAAAGGCUUUUCAUUAGUUUUGUUUUCAGCAGUAGAUACUGUUAUGCAAAGAACAAAUGUUCUUCAUUUUAUAGAGGUAAAAUAUAAUAACUUCGUAAUUGUAUUUUUUUGUCAAAAAAUGCUAUACUCUAAUUUUCUUGAGAAGGCUUUAUCAUUCUCUUAGAGAUUAAUUUCUAUCCUAUGUUCUAAAUUAAAUCAUAGAAGAAUGUAUGUUAUUUUGACUUUUAAAUUUGUUUGAAAAAAUGUCUAACACCUGUCAUCAAAGUCUGCAGAAAUGCUUUAUUUACUUUCUACAGUACAAGUAAUGUUAAGGCAUGAAGUAUCCUAUAGUAACAAAAGUGAAGAAGUGAAGUGAAAGUCACUCAGUCGUGUCUGA